This is a messenger RNA of Ochlerotatus camptorhynchus, 12655 nucleotides long. It is a transcript of the gene stan, whose product is annotated as Protocadherin-like wing polarity protein stan. The record is from RefSeq and is a predicted model, not a curated record. Gene Ontology annotation, biological process: cell surface receptor signaling pathway; G protein-coupled receptor signaling pathway; homophilic cell-cell adhesion. The coding region runs from base 790 to 11238 and encodes 3482 amino acids. The transcript has 10 exons. Lineage: Eukaryota; Metazoa; Arthropoda; Insecta; Diptera; Culicidae. Gene Ontology annotation, molecular function: G protein-coupled receptor activity; calcium ion binding. Gene Ontology annotation, cellular component: plasma membrane.
GAUUAAGAGUAAAUGUUUACUUAUAAAUUUACUAGCAUCGGAAAUCGGUCGAAACAGGUGCGAUUUUUUAGAAUAAAGCCUUUUUUCUGACUUGAUCGGAAAGUAAAGUGCUUGGUCUAAUUGGAAGUGUUUGUAUUUGUGUGAGUGGUAAAUUCAUGCAAAAGAAUACCAAGUAUAAGUGUGUGCGUGUUAAACCUGAUGUUAACAGUUGCGUUGCUUUCGGUGUUUACGUCUUGUGUGUACGCUGAAGCUGAAGAACAAACGGGAUAAAGGUGAAAGAAGAUAGAAAAAUACACGUUUUGCUUCAUUUUCUACUUCGCUAUACACGGCGAGUCAAUGAUCUUGUGCAGGAGAAAUAACAAUUAAAUCAAAAGCGUUCAAUACAAGCGCAAAUCGACUGUAAAAGUUUUCUUUUUUUUUGUUUAAUGAAUGAAUGAAGAGAAAAGCAGGAAAAAAAAAAAUCAGUGCAUUCUUGUGUUAUUAUCGCGUGGCAGUGGAAAGGAAGAAUACUAUUAUGGUUUGCAGUUUAGCGAAUUGAAGCAUCUUCAGUAUAGUGCCAUUGGAUACAGAAACGAAGAAGAAGCUUAACAACCGCGGGCGGCAACCAUCUGUUUGUUCUCUGGAGCUGAUAAGAAAUUGAUUAAACAAAGUUAAGGAAAGAUUCUUCCGGAAUACUUAUCUGGAGCAAGUUUGUUGCUAUUUUUGCCGUUAUACCUAUGCCGUGUCGAUCUCAUCACGAUGACAUAAUUCUUCGACAAUUUAAAAAGCCAUUCGAACUACGAGCGUAAAAUGAAGCUACCGGCAACACGAAUAGCAUCGUUGGCACUGUUAGUCGUUCAAGUAAUAUCCUUUUGGCGAUGUGUCAGCGGUUACAUGGUCAUUGUUGGUGAAAAUGACGAAUCGGAUAGAAUAGUGUUUAACGCUUCCGUUUAUAAACUAGGAUCUGAAAGGCACUACAAAAUUAACACACAUAAAUCUGCACAUUUUGUUCACCAUUUGCUCAAAGUAGAUCCGCACAGCGGACAAAUUCGUCUGAGAAAACGACUGACAUGCGAUGGAAUUUACUACCCUAACUUGUUUACAUUUUACGUAGACUCUACCUCAAAUAGGCUUCGAAGUAUAGAUUAUUAUAGCUUGCCAUUGCGAAUAUUUAUCGCUGGGACCAAUUGUACAGACGAUGCCGUAGCAGAAAGUUUUAGACAUUUUUUCGAAGAAGAUGAUACUGGAUAUAACAGAAGACGCAAGCGAACCAUCGAAGAAAACUACUAUCGCCUGUACGGUGAAUACAUGGGUAGUAAUCUCCACAAUUACUACCUUGAAUAUCCAUGGUUGAAGAGAUCGAUUACCAACUACACUUCCUUCCAAGAUGGCGAUAUCCUGUUCGACAGCACAGAAAGGAACGCUUACCGCCAUAAUAUUAUAGUCCGCAAAAAGCGUGGUCUAGUGGAACCGUCCGACCAACGCAUACAUCGUAAGAUCAACGAUGCACGGCAAUGGAUUUCGGAAACCUAUGCUUCCUACGCUAUUCACACAACAGACAAAUGGAAUAAAAUUUGUCUCAAAAAGUCUCAGUACAUCAAUUCAAUAAAUUCAUUUUUACCGAAAACUGUUCUUCAAUAUUGCACAGUCAAAUAUUUGGACGUGAACGAUGAACGUUUCAAAAUUGAACCGCAAUCAGGUGACUUGGUAGCCAGCGAUGACCUAUGCAUAGCGGAGUCGUUAUGGAAAGUAGCCAUUACUUUCAAUGUUAGAUGUAAUCGCAAAGACAUAAUAGAUGCAGAUCAUCGUCUAAAAAUUGUCUACCAUCAUCAGGAGUUGAAUGAUACGGACAUUGCGAAACGUGUCAAGCGUGAACUGCGAAAUCAAAGUCCAUAUUUCGAGCAAGCACUUUACGUAGCAUCCUGUACUGAAGAGCAACCUCCUGGAGCGACUGUCACCACUGUUCGGGCACGUGAUCCGGAAGAUUCGCCUGUUGUUUACUCCAUGAUUUCAUUGUUAGAUUCACGCUCGCAAUCCAUGUUCAAAGUUGAUUCAAGAACUGGUAUAGUAACAACAGCAGCGAGUCUCGAUCGAGAAUUAAUGGAUGUCCAUUACUUCCGUGUGGUUGCAACUGAUGACAGUUUUCCGCCACGAUCCGGCACAACUACGCUUCAGGUGAAUGUUCUAGAUUGCAAUGAUCAUACUCCUACUUUCGAAUCCGAGGAAUUUCAAGCUAGCAUUCGAGAAGGAACAAGUGUUGGAUCUACGGUAAUUACCAUCAGAGCAACCGAUCAGGAUAUCGGUAAAAAUGCAGAUAUUGAAUACUCAAUUGUUAGUAUCAGCGGCGAUGGUGCUACGACAGCUGAACAGGACGAACAAACAUUCCGUAUCGAUGCACGAAGUGGUACAAUAUCUACGCGCAGUGCUUUGGAUCGUGAAACAUCGGAAAUGUACACGAUUAUCACAACAGCAACUGAUAUGGCAACACCUCAAAUGGAACGACGAUCUGCAACUGCAACAGUUUUGGUGAAAGUUCUCGACGACAAUGAUAACUAUCCACAAUUUAGUGAAAGGACGUACACGGUGCAAGUUAGUGAGGACGAAUGGACGAACGAAAAUAAUGUUAUUGCACACAUUCAAGCUACGGAUGCGGAUCAAGGAAAUAAUGCUGCCAUAAGGUAUGCAAUCAUCGGUGGAAAUACGCAAUCGCAGUUUUCGAUAGACUCGAUGAGUGGUGAUGUAUCGCUUGUGAAACCGCUGGAUUAUGAAAGCGUUAGAAGUUAUCGAUUAGUUAUAAGAGCUCAGGAUGGUGGUAGUCCUUCACGUAGUAACACAACGCAACUUCUAGUGAAUGUCCUUGAUGCCAACGAUAACGCACCACGUUUCUACACAUCCCAAUUUCAAGAAGCAGUACUGGAGAGCGUCCCUGUUGGUUACAAUAUAGUACGGGUUCAAGCAUAUGAUUCUGACGAAGGAACUAAUUCAGAAAUCUCGUAUAACAUACAAGACAGAGAUGAUAAUUUACCGCUUGCUGUAGACUCCCGCACAGGAUGGAUUCAUACCACAAAGUCAUUGGAUCGCGAAGAACAAAGUAGAUAUAGUUUUCAGGUGAUUGCCAUGGACGGUGGAAUUCCACCCAAAUCGGCUAGCACGUCAGUUGUCGUCACAAUACAAGACGUCAACGAUAAUGAUCCGAAGUUUAGCCCGACAUACUACGAGGCCACUAUUGCAGAGGAUCAACCGCCUGGUACUCCCGUCACUACGGUUACUGCUACUGAUCCUGAUGAAGAUUCCCGACUACAUUAUGAAAUUACAGCAGGUAAUACGAGAGGCAGAUUCUCUAUAACGUCCCAGAACGGCCGUGGAUUGAUAACCAUUGCUCAACCGUUAGAUUACAAACAGGAGCGUAGAUUUGCAUUAACUAUCACUGCCACGGAUAGUGGUCAGCGAACAGAUACGGCUAUUGUCAACAUAAAUAUCACAGAUGCUAACAAUUUUGCACCAGUUUUUGAAAACGCACCAUAUACGGCAUCAGUUUUCGAGGACGCCCCAAUCGGUACCACAGUAUUGGUGGUAUUUGCAGUAGAUAGUGAUGUUGGCGUAAACGCUCAAAUAACAUUUCUUUUGAACGAUGAAUCUGUAAACGGGCUGGGAUCCAACGAACCAUUCAGCAUUAACCCGCAAACAGGGGCUAUCGUAACUAAUGCUCCUUUAGAUCGUGAAACGACAAGUGGAUACUUGCUAACAGUAAUGGCAAAGGAUGGCGGCAAUCCAUCACUAAGUGAUACCACUGAUGUAGAAGUUAGUAUAACAGAUGUAAACGACAAUGCUCCGCAGUUCAAAGUUCCUCUAUAUCAAGCAACGAUACCAGAAGAUGCUCUCAUCGGAACAUCAGUGGUUCAGGUGGCUGCAACAGAUAUUGAUAUGGGAUUAAAUGGUCGCGUAAAAUACACACUCAGCCCUAAAGACAUUGAAGAUGGCUCGUUUAUAGUAGAUCCUACGUCAGGUGUGAUUCGAACUAAUAAAGGGCUAGACAGAGAAAGCAUUGCCGUUUACCACCUUGUGGCAAUAGCAUCGGAUAAAGGAACGCCGACACUUAGUAGUUCUGUUGAAGUGCAAAUUCGUUUGGAUGAUGUAAAUGAUUCUCCACCCACGUUUCCUUCAGACAAGUUAACAUUGUAUGUACCAGAAAAUAGUCCUGUAGGGUCAGUGGUGGGGGAAAUCCAUGCUCACGAUCCGGAUGAGGGUGUAAACGCAAUAGUGCAUUACUCUAUUAUCGGUGGAGAUGAUUCCAAUUCAUUUUCAUUAGUCACAAGACCUGGUUCGGAGCGGGCUCAACUAUUAACUAUGACCGAACUGGACUAUGAAUCGAGUAAAAAACGUUUUGAACUUGUGAUAAGAGCAGCCAGUCCACCAUUGAGAAACGAUGUUCACGUAGAGAUCAUGGUAACGGAUGUGAAUGACAAUGCACCUGUACUUCGUGAUUUCCAAGUAAUAUUCAACAACUUUAGAGAUUGCUUUCCAAGCGGAGUUAUCGGACGAAUCCCGGCUUUCGAUGCAGAUGUCACGGACAAACUGACGUAUCGCAUUUUAUCUGGCAACAACGCAAAUUUGGUUAAAUUGAACAGCUCAUCUGGAGGGUUGACGUUGAGUCCACAAUUGAACACAAAUGUCCCAAAAUUUGCAAUCAUGGAAGUAUCAGUGACAGAUGGAAUUAAUGAGGCCAAAGCAAUCAUGCAGUUGAUCGUACGUCUUGUGACGGAGGAUAUGCUGUUUAAUUCUGUCACCGUUCGGCUAGACGAGAUGACUGAAGAGGCGUUUCUUUCACCAUUGUUGAGCUUCUUCCUAGAUGGAUUGGCGGCCAUUAUUCCCUGUCCCAAGGAGAACAUUUACCUGUUUUCCAUCCAGGAUGACACCGAUGUUAAUUCCAGAAUAUUGAAUGUAAGUUUCUCGGCUCGACGUCCGGAUGUUGCCUUCGAAGAGUAUUACAGUCCACAAUACUUGCAAGAGCGAGUGUAUUUAAAUCGUGCCAUACUGGCUAGAUUGGCAACUGUUCAAGUUUUGCCUUUCGACGAUAACCUUUGCGUUAGAGAACCUUGCUUAAAUUACGAACAAUGUUUAUCGGUGCUGAAAUUUGGCAACGCAUCCGGGUUCAUUCAUAGUGAUACAGUGCUGUUCCGUCCCAUAUAUCCGGUUAAUACGUUUGCAUGUAAAUGUCCAGAAGGGUUCACCGGUAGCAAAGAACACUAUCUUUGUGACACGGAAGUUGAUCUAUGUUAUUCCGAUCCUUGUCAGAAUGGAGGCAGCUGUGUCCGAAGAGAAGGCGGAUAUACAUGUGUUUGCACUGAAUUAUACACAGGAGUUAACUGUGAAACGGAGAUCAAAAGUCUGAAGGCAUGUGCUGCUGAUCAAUGUGGAGAGGGAUUCAGUUGCCUGUCGCACACGUUAAAUACUCCGCACAGCCCAUCGUAUACCAAAACAUGUGAGCUGAUUUCGCGAUCUUUUACGAGAAAUUCAUUUUUAACGUUCACUAGCAUGAAGCAACGACACAGAUUUAACAUUAAACUGAGUUUUGCAACCGUGCGGGACAACGGAUUACUGCUAUACAACGGAAGAUAUAACGAGCAGCACGACUUUAUAGCGCUGGAAAUCAUUAACGGUAGAGUAAUGUUUUCGUUUUCGCUUGGUGACAAAAUUGAAUCGAUCAUGGUGGAUCAGAACAACCGAAUAUCCGAUGGCAACUGGCACUCGGUAGAAGUAAAUUAUUUUAACCGCACGGUAAUGCUUUCCGUAGAUAACUGUGACACUGCCUUGGCAUUGGCUAACCUUGGCCAACGCUGGAACUGCGCAAAUCAAACUACAAUGAUUCUAGAUCGUAGAUGUGGGUCUCUCACCGAGUCAUGUCAUCGUUUCCUAGAUCUAACCGGGCCUCUGCAAAUCGGUGGCUUACCGAAGAUUCCAGCACACUUUCAAAUACAGUCCCAUGAUUUCAUUGGGUGCAUAUCGGAUAUUUACGUUGAUCAUCGAUACGUUGAUCUCAACUCGUUCAUUGCUGACAAUGGUACUAUCGCUGGUUGUCCACAAAAAUCAUCAUCAUGUGCCUCUGAACCGUGCUUUAAUGGUGGCACUUGUCAAGAAGGAUGGGGUGAAGGUUGGGAAUGUGAUUGUCCCGAUGGAUAUACCGGAAAUGCAUGCCAAGAGUCAGUGACAUUGCCGUGGCGUUUUAACGGAGAUGGCAUUUUAAGUUUCAAUCCACUGUUGCGUCCUAUACAACUACCUUGGUUAACUGCGUUAUCGAUCAGAACUAGGCAGAAGGAUGCAUUUUUGAUGCAAGUACAGGUUGGCCAAAAUAGUUCGGCGAUUGUUUCGUUACGAGAUGGCAUCCUGUACUAUACGUACAAUUCGGAGCCGAUGUUUCUUGCCGGAACGAAUCUUGCCGAUGGCAAAUGGCAUAGGAUAGAGAUCAAAUGGCUGGGCACUGAAGUUUCCCUGUCUGUAGACUAUGGUCAACGAACUGGAGUGCUACCCAUGGCUCAGAAAAUACAGGGCCUAUAUGUUGGAAGAAUUGUCAUUGGUGGAUCAGAAAGCAGUAUUGCCGGAUACGGAAAUUAUGGUUAUUAUGAGGGUUGCAUCCAAGAUGUUCGUGUUGGCGGCAGUCAAUCGGUUCUGAAUCGACCGACCAUAAGAGAAAACGUUAUCGACGGAUGUAUGUCUAAUGCCAAAUGUCCUAAUAGCUGUCCAGAACAUUCAACCUGUGUUACGAGUUGGGAUGAAGCACAUUGCGAGUGCACUCAUGGCUAUGUAGGAGGAGAUUGUUUACCAGUAUGCACGGCAAAACCUUGUUCCGACGAUGGACAGUGUCGUGCUGAUAAUCUAGCAAUGAAAGGAUACCGUUGCCAAUGCAACAACAGUGCAAGUUCUGGUGAAUACUGUGAAAUCACAACACAACAGCCUUGUCCUGCUGGAUGGUGGGGAGAGCGUGGUUGUGGACCAUGCAAAUGUAAUUUAAAACAGGGUUACCACCCAGACUGUAACAAGAUGACAGGUCAAUGUUACUGUCGAGAGAAUCACUAUCAAUUAGUAAACGAUACUUCUUGUCUUCCUUGCGAGUGCUACGCUAUUGGAUCGUACGGAAAAUCAUGCAAUAGUUCCGGGCAAUGCGAAUGCCGGGAAGGUGUUAUAGGAAGACGCUGUGAUUCUUGUUCCAACCCGUAUGCAGAAGUGACACUAAACGGUUGUGAAGUAGUUUACGAUGCUUGCCCCAAGUCCUUUUCCGCUGGUCUGUGGUGGUCCCGAACACCGUUUGGUGAAAUUGCUAUCGAAAAUUGUCCUCUGCCAGCUAGAGGGAAGGGUACAAGAAAAUGUGACAUUGGACAUGGAGGAUGGGGUCAACCAGAUAUGUUCAACUGUACAUCUGAACAUUUUUUGGACCUUCGGAAACAGUUGUCGCAGAUUGAAACAGAAGGAUUAGAGUUGAACACAUUCGUUUCGGUGAAAAUUGCUGCUACUCUGCAAAGUGCGACUACUAGCUUUGGACGUGCAAAAGGAGAUCGUAAGGAUUCAAUUCGAAUAUAUGCUCUGGAAUCGUCUUUUACUUCGAAAAACUCGUUAUGGCAGCCGGAUGACUUUGAGUUUGAUUAUUUGAAUGAUAUGCAAAAUGUGAAGCAAAGCAAAAUGUACGGUGCAGAUUUAUUGAUCACUGAACGGUUACUACACGAAUUAAUCAAGUAUGAGACACGGCAAAGUGGUCUGAAUUUAUCUCACAGUCAAGACAAACAUUACAUAAAAAAUUUGGUGGAGAGUGCUGGAGUUAUACUAGAUGUCCAAUACCGGAAUGAAUGGAAACGGCUAACCGAUCUAACUCAAAGAGGUCCAAACGAUCUAGUGGAGGCGUUCAACAAAUAUAUGAUUAUAUUAGGCCGGUCGCAGCACGAUACGUACACGAAUCCGUUCGAAAUAGUUCACGACAAUAUGGCUUAUGGGUUAGACAUCGUAACUGCUGAGUCAUUAUUUGGAUAUGAACCACAAUUGCUGACGGGAUAUAACAAAAAUACCAAAUCUUAUCUUUUCACUACCGAAAGCGUGAUUUUACCCGACACUAGUUCGUUCCUUCAACAUCCGAACAAACAGAAGCAUCCGCUGAUUUCUUUUCCAAAAUACAACAAUUAUAUUCAGGAUAAGACCAAAUUCGACAGGCAUAGCAAGAUAUUGGUUCCAUUGGACAUGCUAGGAAUCACACAGCCUGAUAAAAAUGAAGUAACAAACACGAUCAGUGAUUAUCGGGCAGUUGUCGGAUAUGCACAGUAUAAGGACGCUGGAGCAAUUUUCCCACUUAAUUUUGACGAAACCAUUACUCGCAGAUGGGGAGUUGAUGUACAAAUUGCAAGCCCAGUUAUCUCACUCAAUAUAUUAGUGCCCAGUAACGGCAGAAAAGAUGAAGACAAGAAUAUACAUGAAUACCUGAACUCCCUAGAAAAGACCACAAGCAAAAAAGAAACCGAAUCGUUUUCUACGUCGACGAUACAUGACCACCCAAGCGAGAGACUGACAAAUGAAAUCAAAAUCUCAAUUCAUGACAUGAGCGAACAUGAAAAUUUGGAGAACUUAGAUGAACACCCUGAAAUAGUAAUGAGUAUUGAUGAGAACCCUUUUGAAGUUUCUAACCCACCAGACACAGUGGUAUUAUCAUCUGCAAUUGAUAAUGAAGCCACUUACGGACUGGAUGAAGCAGUGUAUACUAAAAUAAAGAAACGCAGCGUGGCCCAACAAUAUUCCGCUUUUUCGAUUGAUGAAACAAGUUCAGAUAAGCCGAUUGAGUACAAAUCAGUUGGUAGUCCCCAUCUGCCUCAGCCUAUUAAGCUACAAAUGUGGUUACAUAUACCUAAAAAUUGGUUCGGACCUCGCUCUAAUCCUCAGUGCGUACGAUGGAAUUCGCACGUAAAUCUAUGGACUCGGUUGGGCUGCCAGACGGAGAUUCCAGACUUUGACCUACUGCCGUCGAACGAGACCAUACUCAUCAACUGCACUUGCAGUCAAAUAUCGAGCUAUGCCGUACUUGUAGAUGUUAUCGACCCAGAAGACAUUCCAGAACCAUCGCUGUUGGUGCAGAUUACGUCGUACUCUGCGUUCUUGAUCUCACUGCCUGUGCUGUUUGCCGUGAUACUGUCGCUAGCACUGCUGCGUGGUUUACAAACCAAUUCCAAUACCAUCCAUCAGAAUCUACUGUUUUGUAUUUUCAUUGCUGAAAUGCUGUUUUUCAUCGGAAUCCAGGCACGGAGAGAAUUGGUUGAUAAUGAGUUUUCCUGCAAAUUGGUUGCGAUUGUGCUGCAUUAUGCUUGGCUUGCCGCUUUUGCGUGGACCACCGUCGAUUGCGUUCAUUUGUAUCGCAUGUUGACCGAAAUGCGAGAUAUCAACCAUGGUCCAAUGGGAUUCUACUACACGCUCGGAUAUGGGGCCCCAGCACUCCUAGUAGGACUUUCAGUAGGUGUUCGAGUGCAUGAAUAUGGCAACAAUAUGUUUUGCUGGUUGUCAGUCUACGAAUCGGUUAUAUGGUGGCUAGUUGGACCAAUCGUCGUUAUGUCCGUCGUUAAUCUGUUGAUAUUAUUUUUAUCGGUGAAGGCUGCCUUUACAAUAAAGGAUCAUGUCCUGGGAUUUGGAAACCUCCGAACCCUGCUGUGGCUUUCAGUGGUUUCUCUUCCGUUGAUGGGUAUUAUGUGGGUUUUAGCAGUUUUGGCAGCAUCUGAAAGUUCACAAACGCUGAAAGUUCUACUCUCGGCAAUUGUAAUCAUUCAUGCUUUUUUUUCCGUCAUUGGGUAUUGCAUAAUCAAUAAGCGCGUGAGGGAAAAUCUCCAUAGAACAUUUUUAAGAUGUUUGGGGCGAAAAGUACCUUUACUGGAUUCAUCUUUGGCCGUUAGCAGUAGCUCGCAAAACAUUGGCCAAGCACCAAAAACUCCAGGCUUCGCUAGCCAGUACGAAACAGCACGUCGGAAUAUUGGAAUUAGUACGUCUAGCACUACAUCUCGUAGUACAGCCAAAACAAGUUCAAGUCCAUAUAGAAGUGACGGCCAGUUCCGACACACAUCAACAUCCACCUCGAACUACAAUUCCAACAGUGAUGGUGUGCCGUCGUAUAUGCGUGGGUACGAAAGUGGUGGUAUGCGGAAAAUUAAGGAAACCAAUGAUAAUUCACCGAAUUAUCGAAAAGGACGACGCCAUAGGAGAGAUUCCGACUCUGGAAGCGAAACGGAUGGUAGAAGUCUCGAGCUGGCGUCAAGCCAUUCGAGUGACGACGAAGAAUCACGUGUUGGUCGCAAUAGUAGUACGCAUCGUAGCACAGGAGUAUGCUCUACCUCUUAUCUACCAAAUAUCACUGAACAUGUUGCAACAACGCCACCAGAACUGCAUGUUGUACAGAGUCCACAGCUUUUUCCUAAUAUCAACUCUACGAGGUGGUCCAGUCAAGCUCCAGAAUCGUAUCUGCCUGGACCGAAUGUUGGACGUUGGUCACAGGAAACUGGAUCUGAUAAUGAGGUUCAUCCGCACAAUUCCGGAAUUCCAAACGCCUUGCCCAGUCCUGACCUAACUGAUACAUCAUAUUUACACCAAAAUCGGAUGAACAUGCCUCCUUCCAUACUAGAGAAUAUCCAAGAGAGCUAUAAUUACUCUAAUCAAGAUUUAAGAAGUGAUAAAUACAGCAACCAUGGUAGCGAUAAGUAUACAGACGGAUACAGAGAUUAUGAAGGAAAUCACCAGCAUAAUACAUUGCCGUAUAUGUCUGGUGGGGCAGUGAAUCAUCUGUCCGGAUCUACGCAGGUGAUCAAUCACAUGCGUCCAUACAAUCAUGAAAAUCCUUAUGUUCUCAAAGAGUCCAUUUACGAAAGAUCUAGGACAUUAGGUUUUAAAGCCGAAUCGCCUUACAUGUCAAAGGAACGUAUUGAUCCUGACCUAUAUAGUCCUAGAGCCGAUGCACAUGGCUCAUUCAAAUCGAGUGUUCAAUCUCUAUUAAAAAAUGAUUACCAACGACAUAAGCACGGGGCUGAUUCCGAUCGGAUGUCGGAAGGUUCAGACAAAAAUCCAUACAAUUUUCCCUAUACAGCGGAAGAAGAUCAUUCAAGUCACACUACAAUGAGAACGAACGACAUGACGGGUCAAACAAUUCACCGGUUCAACAAUCCAUCCUCGUUACAACCGAUGGCGCCGCUAACGAACAUAAACGAUAAUAACGAAUGGUGUUGGGAUCGCCUAAAGAGUCUGGAUUAAUCUUGAGAACACUGGUAAUGAAAAGCGGACAGAACGACGAUGAAGAAACAACCGUUUAGCAGUUUGGACCAUGAUAAAAAUGAUUUGUUGGUGUAAGAGCAGAAAACGCACUGCGGCAACUGUAGAAAAAUCAACACAUCAUUUCCUCAGGAUAAUUUUAUAAUGUGGUGUACAUAAAAUAGGCAUAGAUACCCUAAUAUUAUAGGUAAUAUGAAAUACAUAGAGUUCCCCGCGGUUUAAUUUUAAGGUGCUUGAUCAAUUGUGGGUUAAUGCUAAUUGUAAUCGUUUUAUGUUCAUUUCCCCUAUCAUUAAAAUAUGAAGACUAUAGUGCAGGCCAACUCAACAUUUUUAAAUCGCGGACCAAAUGCUGGAAUACAUAAAUUUUAUUUUAAACUGGAGCCAGCUUUUACGCGGUGCGUUUUUAACGUUUUUUCAGUCUUCUUAUCUAAAAGUAAACACUUCUGAUUUUGGUGUUUCCACAUUUUUACAAAAGCGUACUAUACGGCCCUGUGCGGCAUAACAGUCCCAUUAGCAUUAGCGAAAAUGAGUUAAACGUUGGAAUCGAUUGUCAAGUACCAUCACUUUACUAUGUACACGAGAAGUUUCUUUGUUCAGAAAAUGUCGCGAAAAAUACCAAAACUUUGUUGUCCCAUCCAUAAGAGCCCAUGGAUAAAAAAAUCUUCAACAGCGUUUUUCUCAGCUUGCUGACAACUAUGCUGAAAAGGGCAGUAUUGUAAUAGUGGUACAAAAUAUCGAUUUUGUUCCACCCCACUCAAUCGAUUUCAAAUCAGUUUCUGAUCAUUAAAAAAAUCAGCUCAUUUGGAUGCAAACUCGUACUGCUCUGACCCUUUGAAGUGUAUAUGGAAUUUACUAUGGAAAAGUUUUCUUUUUUGUACUCAUCCUUUUUUUUCGCCAUAUGAUAUACGGAAAAGUUAGCUAUCUAUACUUAUGUGAAAUUUUCAGAGCUACCGUGCAAGCACCAUAUUGUGAAGAGCUCCAUAUUAUGAACGGCAAAACGCACUUAAAAUGUUUGAACAUUAAUUGAAAUAACGUUAUAUUCCUUUACUUGUGUUGUGUAUAUCUUCAUUACAAAAAAAGUCUGAUUCACUUCAAUAUUUGACGAAAAAAUGUAAAUAAAACAAAUAACACGCUGGAGUUAAAGUAUUGAUCAAAAUAUGUUAAAUAUAAAUAAUUUCACUACACUUUUGCCUGAUAUUAACAAGUCAGUUAUUUUCUACAUCUAUCGAUGGUUUCAGUUAGUGAAAUCUCGUAAAUGUGUUUUCACACUUUUCCCACUUUGUGCCUUAAUACUGAACUUUUAAAAAGCCACACAAAAAGAGUACAGUUUGCGACUUUUUGUAGCUGGUAAAGGCGUUUCCAAUAAAACCUGAAUUUCCCAUCUACAUACAUCAUUUGA